ACACGUGUUCGCCUGAUUCAACUAAGUGCAGACCAAGAUGAUUACAUUCCUAGAGUCUAACCGUGGCAGCACAUACGUGUGGUUGAAAUGCACGCUGUGCACUGUGUGUGUCCUGCUUUCUGGAUACAUGUCCGAUUUGAUUCCAGGUGUUCCUGUUGCUAUCAACUUUUGUACCAGCCACUGCGAUACCCCAUAUCACUUGGGAAACGUGUUUCGACGCACCGAGAAAGACAACCUUUCUUCGACCGGAAUUGCUUCAAGCUUUGUCAACAAUCAUCCACGUGACUUCCUGGAUCUGUCAUUUAUACCAGCUUGCACCGUCGACUACUUGGGAUCAGGAGCCGGCAUCUCCGGUAUGUUUGCUUAUGUACCUAUAUUUUCACAGGGUAGUGAAAUAUUUUGUACGAAUCAACCCCGUUGGUUACUAGUUCUGCCGGCUCCUCCUCCUUACGGUCUAGUCAGUAACAAACGACGACCUUGUUGCGCCAAUAUUCUGAUAGGCAUGAUGUCCUAUGCAUUGUUCAGUAUUAGUAUCAGUGUGUUGCCGCUUGUACCGGGUAUUUUUUCGUUUGUUCUGCCUUCGUUGUUAAUCCCAAAUAAGUUCGCAAGUCUUCUAUAUGCUUUCUUCUGUGUGCUCUUGUUGAUCUUAUCGGGAUACGUUGAAUUGAACCCUGGCCCAAUGGAUUCUGAAAAGUUGGACAGGUUACAAACAAUGAUUGAAACCUUGUCAACUAAUGUGACCAAACUCCAGCGUGAGAAUUCUCUCAAAUUACAUGGCAUAUCUAAGGGUGUCACAGAUCUUUCUACACACAUCGAAAAGCUUGAAAAUACUGUUACGGCAAUUAACGAAUUGAAAGCGGAUAUAACGAAGAUUUGUGGAGUAAUGAGUGGCAUACAAGAAGCGUUGCCCGCCAUCAGGACUGACGUCAAGAGGUGUUUCUCCAGCAUAGAUAGUUUUAAGAAUAGGAUGCGUCGUCAUAAUCUGAUAUUUAAGGGAAUACCCGAACAACCCUUUGAAACAUGGCAGGAGACUGAGAAUAUCCUCUCUAAGUUCAUCAGUGAGCAUCUCGGGAUGCAGUUGGGCGAGGUUGAGAGAGUGCAUGGAUUAGGGAAAACAACACGUGAUGGAAAUCCUCAACCCAUUAUUGCCAAGUUUUGUAACUACAAGCAAAAGGAAGCAGUUCUUAAAUCCGCCCCUAAGCUCAAAUACGUAGCGUCUCCAAACGUUUGGAUUGAAGAAGACUUCUCAGCACACACUAGGAAGAUUAGAAAAGAACUUUGAAAAGAAAGAGACUUUGGCAAAAGCUUUCGUGAUGUUAAUAAAAAAGUGCGCUUAUUUUUUCGACAAACUAUACGUUGAUGACUCGGUAUACAUUUUUGAUGAAGCUUUGAUGAAGGUAUGCAAUAAUCCACGUAUUACUAGUUCGCCUGCGAUUUCUAAUGAUGUUUGACAGUUUAGAAACACUCUCACAGAGUUGUCUUUCCUUGUAUUGAAUUUUCGAAGUUUGUUGCCAGUUGAAGAUGUUGUGUUGUCACUGGUAGAGUCAUGUGCUGCGAAUGUAAUAAUAAUUGGGACAGAAACCUGGUUAAAUAAAGA
Messenger RNA from Ornithodoros turicata, 1597 nucleotides. RefSeq lists its product as uncharacterized. Gene Ontology annotation, biological process: retrotransposition. Gene Ontology annotation, molecular function: single-stranded RNA binding. The coding region runs from base 38 to 1282 and encodes 414 amino acids. The record is from RefSeq and is a predicted model, not a curated record. Gene Ontology annotation, cellular component: ribonucleoprotein complex. The transcript is spliced from 2 exons. NCBI's taxonomy places the organism in Eukaryota, Metazoa, Arthropoda, Arachnida, Ixodida, Argasidae.